AGGUUAACAAAAAAUCGUUAAGUUUGGCGUAGUUCCUAAGUUUGUAAUUUAUAAUCAAAAAUGUCGAAAAAUGGUCAGCUUUUUAUGGAAGGGUUCCUAACAAAACGGGGACACGUAAGACAUAACUGGAAGACAAGGUGGUUCAAGUUAUCUGACAACUCACUGCGUUAUUAUAAGAAUCAGAAACACACCGUUCCCCACGGAAGGAUAGCGCUCGAAAACUCAACGCUUGCCAAAAAGAAUGUGUUGGUGGAUGGUUCUACUUCGGAAGAAUUAAAACGAGAGCACGUAUUCAAAGUAACUACAGCAACUGGAGUAGAAUAUCCAAUGCAAGCCCCUACCAAGGUAGAGUUUGACAUAUGGACUGACGUCAUACAAAACGUCAUCAACCGACUUUCGUCUGGCGGCAAGCAGGAAUCUGGAAGUCUGCUAGCUCCGCUAAACCGAAACGAACUUCUGCCCGAACCAACUUCGGAAAUCCGAAAACACGCGAAAACUUUGGUAAGCCUUGGUAACAUGGCGGAUGGUGGAGUGGAAAAAGAAGCUCGUAUGAUUGAUGGGGUCAUGCAUACUGAUGGAUUCUCAGGCCUGGGACUACAACAGUGGAUGUGGACCAAUAUGGGUUUAACUGGUAGCGAAGCAGAAGUGACAGUUUCAGGGUUACUUCGGGUCGGUUUGCUCCAAUGCUUAACACCGGACGUCACUUCCCUACCUUUUACCGACCUUCAUUACUACGAGCUGUUAACUGAUGAGUCAUCGUUAAAAAGUAUGUCGAGCACUUAUUUGAGCUCUGUGAGGUCACAAAGCAGAGACGAUUUAUCUAUAAAGUCACCAGUACCCACAGAUAAAAUCAGCACUUUAAAACACAAGGACUCUACAAACUUGCCAAAAGAUUUACCACCAGGGCGGAUAUUAAAACGUGGGAUCCUGUUUAAAAGGGGACAUUUUGUGCCGUCUUGGAAGUGUCGUUGUUUUGUUUUACAAGAUUCGGGUACUUUGUCUUAUUUUGAUCCAUCAAAAAAGAAUCGAAAGAUUUUAAACACAUUGGUCCUUCGUGGCGCAACAGUGUUUCCCGUUGCAAAAAUCGCAGCGGAAGUUGCAUUAAAAAUGGCGAACCCACCCGAUCACCUCUUCUGUGUUAAAGUCGCCUCAGGUUCUCUUUAUCUUAUCAUCGCUACCAGUGAUUCCGAACGCGAUGAUUGGAUCAGAGCGAUCAAGCCAUUAUGCCACAGAAGCAACAAUAAUCAAUCGUGAUUGUGAAACACUGGGUUUCCAAUGUUAGGAUACGUUAUUCUUUUUAACGUUACGACGUAACUAAUGAUUUCACUAUUUGACGUAAUCGACCACGUCACUUAACUGAUGACGUCACUAUGUGUGGUUUAAUGGAGGACUUUACUAAGAGUCGGGAAAUAUGGUGCAAUAAACAAAAUAUGACCAACCGUAAGAAUGACGUCACACAUUUAAUGACGCAAUUCGUUACGUCAUCUGGCAAAAUUUGAUAUUGUUGUAACUGUGUUACCUUUGAAAACAUGUUGCAAGAAAAUGAAAUGUAAAAUAAGUUGUAAAAUUACAUGUUAAAUAUGUAUGCGUCUUUUAUGUAAUUUGCAACAACAUAAAAUACACUCUUCUUUUGGUUUGAAA
Molecule: messenger RNA, 1641 nt
Organism: Ciona intestinalis (vase tunicate)
Lineage: Eukaryota; Metazoa; Chordata; Ascidiacea; Phlebobranchia; Cionidae
Source: RefSeq, a predicted model, not a curated record